ACCAUGACGGCGCUCACCCCCAUGACCAUCCCGGACGUCUUCCCGCACGUCCCUCUCAUCGCCGUCUCUCGCAACCCGGUGUUCCCUCGCUUCAUCAAGAUCAUCGAGGUAAAAAAUCCAAAGCUGGUUGAGCUGCUGAGACGAAAGGUUCGCCUCGCCCAGCCGUACGCCGGCGUUUUUCUAAAGAAGAACGACAACAAUGAGUCCGAGGUGGUCGAGAGCCUGGAUGAAGUCUACCGCACGGGAACGUUCGUUCAGAUUCACGAAAUGCAGGACCUCGGAGACAAGCUGCGCAUGAUAGUCAUGGGACACAGGAGAAUCCACAUCAACAAACAACUGCUAGCGGAGCCCGAGCCCGAGCCCGAGGCCAAGCCGAAGCCCAGGAGGAAACCGAAGCCGGCCGUGAAGUCGGCCGAGGAAAGACAAGUCACCCAGACCCACAAGAAGGAAGAAAUGGUGGACCUAGCCCUGGAGCCGGAGCCCUUCGCUUACUAUCCUAAUGAGGUGCUCAUGGUGGAAGUAGAAAAUGUCUCCCAUGAAGACUUCCAGGUCACUGAGGAAGUAAAAGCCCUGACCGCAGAAAUUGUGAAGACAAUUCGGGACAUCAUUGCUUUAAAUCCCCUUUACAGAGAGUCUGUGCUGCAGAUGAUGCAGGCGGGACAGAGAGUGGUCGAUAACCCCAUCUACUUGAGCGAUAUGGGUGCUGCGUUGACAGGCGCAGAAUCUCAUGAGCUGCAGGAUGUUCUGGAGGAAACAAACAUUCCAAAGCGACUCUAUAAGGCCCUCUCUCUCCUCAAGAAGGAGUUUGAACUGAGUAAGCUGCAGCAGCGCUUGGGACGGGAGGUGGAGGAGAAAAUCAAGCAGACACACCGCAAAUACCUCCUGCAAGAGCAGCUCAAGAUCAUUAAGAAAGAGCUGGGCCUGGAGAAGGAGGAUAAAGAAGCCAUUGAGGAGAAAUUCCGAGAACGACUGAAAGGCCUCAUGGUGCCCAAGCAUGUCAUGGAUGUGAUUGACGAGGAACUGAGCAAACUGGGCUUGUUGGAUAAUCACUCUUCGGAAUUCAAUGUGACCCGAAAUUAUCUGGACUGGUUGACCUCCGUGCCCUGGGGCAAAUACAGUGAUGAAAACCUGGAGCUGGCCCGAGCCAAAGAGGUUCUGGAGGAAGAUCACUAUGGCAUGGAUGAUGUCAAAAAGCGAAUCUUGGAAUUCAUUGCUGUCAGCCAGCUGCGAGGAUCCACCCAAGGAAAGAUUCUUUGUUUCUACGGGCCUCCCGGUGUGGGCAAGACCAGCAUUGCCCGCUCGAUUGCUAGAGCUUUAAACCGAGAAUACUUCCGGUUCAGCGUGGGAGGCAUGACGGACGUGGCAGAAAUCAAGGGCCACAGGAGGACCUACGUCGGAGCCAUGCCGGGAAAGAUCAUCCAGUGUCUGAAAAAGACCAAGACGGAAAAUCCCCUGAUCCUGAUCGAUGAGGUGGAUAAGAUUGGACGGGGUUACCAAGGAGACCCAUCCUCCGCCCUGCUCGAACUACUGGAUCCGGAGCAGAACGCCAACUUCCUCGACCACUACCUUGACGUCUCUGUGGAUCUGUCAAAGGUGCUGUUCAUCUGCACAGCCAACGUAACCGAGACGAUCCCAGAGCCCCUGCGUGACAGGAUGGAGAUGAUCAACGUGUCUGGCUAUGUGGCCCAAGAGAAGCUCGCCAUCGCGGAGCGGUACCUGGUCCCUCAGGCCCGGGUCCUUUGCGGCUUGGACGAAAGCAAGACCAAGAUCACGUCCGAAGUCCUGACUCUCCUCAUCAAGCAAUACUGCCGGGAGAGCGGGGUCCGAAACCUCCAGAAGCAGGUGGAGAAGGUGCUGAGGAAAUCCGCCUACAAGAUCGUCAGUGGGGAAGUCGAGGCGGUGGAAGUGACCCCCGAGAACCUGCAGGACUUUGUGGGGAAACCUAUCUUCACCGUGGAGCGCAUGUAUGACGUGACGCCGCCAGGCGUGGUCAUGGGGCUGGCCUGGACCGCCAUGGGAGGCUCCACGUUGUUUAUUGAGACAUCCCCCCGGCGACCCAGGGAGAAGGACAGCAAAGACGGGAGCCUGGAAGUGACAGGCCAGCUCGGGGAGGUGAUGAAGGAAAGCGCCAAAAUAGCAUACACGUUUGCCCGGGCCUUCCUGAUGCAGAAGAUGCCCUCGAAUGACUUCCUGAUGACCUCCCACAUUCACCUGCACGUGCCCGAGGGAGCGACGCCGAAGGACGGGCCGAGCGCUGGGUGCACCAUAGUCACCGCCCUACUCUCCCUGGCCCUGAAUCAGUCGGCCCGGCAGAACGUGGCCAUGACGGGCGAAGUGUCUCUUACCGGCAAGAUCCUGCCCGUGGGAGGAAUCAAGGAGAAAACCAUUGCGGCCAAAAGAGCCGGUGUCACCUGUGUGAUCCUCCCCGCCGAGAACAAGAAGGACUACUACGACCUAGCGUCGUUCAUCACGGAAGGACUGGAAGUGCACUUUGUGGAGCACUACAGAGAAAUCUUCGACAUCGUGUUUCCGGAGCUGGAGUUGGAGGCGGCUGAACGAUGAGCGGCGGGCUCCGCGGCCAACGCCCCUCCAGGCCCGGAGGAGGGGGAACUGUCUACGCAGACGCCAGGGACCGGUAUGGCUGCCGAGCAUCCGUCCCCAACCCCACCCCUCCAAGCAGUCGGAUCGAUGAAAUUGAAUAAGAGCUUUUUAAUCAGGUUUGGAUAAUUAUUUAAUGGAUAGAAGUUCCAGGACCCCAGGGGGGUCGCAUCCCCGCCCGCUGGGCAAGGGCGGCCCCGGUACCAUUGUGAGAUUCCCGCACGGAGCAGUCCGUCCUUAGGUCUGCUGGGACCCCGGAGGACCAGGAGCCGCCCGCCUUCCCCACCGUGUGCAAAAAGCGAGUUGGAAUGAGACAUUGUACACGCUACAUCACAUAACGGGUUUAGUGGUGUGAUUCUUAAUACGUGUGGGUAAAGAAUGACCCGUAGCGCUUUCUUGGAGAAGUUGGGGCGGAGUUGCGGGGAGGGGGUAUCCCUCACGCGCCAGGUGGGAAUCGCCGAUUUCUAACACCCCGGCUUGCUUAAACCCACCACGGUGGAGACCGGAGAGGUGACCCGGGCCUGAAUUCAGGCACCUGAAUAAACCCAGGACUGACUUUCUCA
Messenger RNA from Tachyglossus aculeatus (Australian echidna), 3161 nucleotides. It is a transcript of the gene LONP1, whose product is annotated as lon peptidase 1, mitochondrial. The transcript has 18 exons. Gene Ontology annotation, cellular component: mitochondrial matrix. Gene Ontology annotation, molecular function: ATP hydrolysis activity; ATP binding; single-stranded DNA binding. Lineage: Eukaryota; Metazoa; Chordata; Mammalia; Monotremata; Tachyglossidae. The coding region runs from base 4 to 2562 and encodes 852 amino acids. The record is from RefSeq and is a predicted model, not a curated record. Gene Ontology annotation, biological process: protein quality control for misfolded or incompletely synthesized proteins; protein catabolic process; mitochondrion organization.